Arabis nemorensis is the source of this 864-nucleotide messenger RNA. The record is from the annotation of a GenBank genome assembly. Lineage: Eukaryota; Viridiplantae; Streptophyta; Magnoliopsida; Brassicales; Brassicaceae.
AUGGUGGAGAUUCAAAGAAGAUUCAAGAGAAUUGAGUCGGCUUUCAACGAAGCGGCGGCGCGUGCACGUCGGCCGUGUGAUGAUAGUAGUGGAAGCGAUCACUCGCCGGAGGACACGGCGGACCUUUCGGAUUUGGUGGCUUCGUUCAUCGAGAGAGAUGAACAAAUAAUAUUACCGGUGAAAAAUAAUGAUCUUGAGGAAGAAAUUGAUUCUUGUUCCGACAAUGAUUCGGAAGAUGUGAAGGAGAGGUUACGGAAGCUUCUAGAAGGUUUAUACGGCGGCGAAGAGCGGAUGAGAAUUAUGGCUGCGACGGAGGUUGCUGAAAAGUUUGUUGGAGAUAAUUCUUCUCAUAAACGUCAAUUGAUGGCGUUUCUACGUAACAAGGGUUUUGAUGCAGGUCUUUGCAAAUCACGGUGGGAGAGAUUCGGCAAGAACACAGCCGGAAAAUAUGAGUACGUCGAUGUUCAAUGCAACGGCGGAGAACAUAGCCGUUACAUCGUAGAGACAAACCUCGCCGGAGAAUUUGAGAUAGCCCGACCAACAAAGAGGUACGUCUCACUACUAAACCAAGUGCCACGUGUCUUCGUGGGAACUCCUGCGGAGUUGAAACAGCUCGUGAGGAUCAUGUGCCACGAGAUGAGACGGUCGAUGAAGCACGUGGAGAUCCACGUGCCACCGUGGAGGAGAAAUGGUUACAUGCAAGCUAAGUGGUUCGGUUUCUAUAAACGAACUUCGAAUAACGAAAUGGUUCAUAGUGGUACCGUUGAUACGACAACGUUUAAAGGUUGCAAAGAAGAGUUUUGGAAAGCGAAAGGUCUUAAAGUUAUGGUUGGUCAGCUUACGGUUGCUUUCAACGCUAGUUAG